CAAAUAUAUGAUAGUACAUGCACCUUAAUUCACACUUAUCUCUUUCUUCCAAUAUUAUAGAGAAGAUGAAAGGGAUAUGGAAUAGAGUGCAUGGAUUGAAACCAGUGAUGCUUAUGGUGUUAGUCCAAAUUGCCUAUGCUGCUGUUAAUGUGCUUUACAAGCUUGCCAUCAACGAUGGAAUGACUGUUAAAGUUGCUACUGCUUAUCGUCUUGCUUUUGGUUCUGUUUUCACUAUUCCUCUUGCUCUCAUUACUGAAAGGAACAAGAGGCCAAAGCUUACUUGGAGGGUACUUUUCAUGGCAUUUCUAUGCGGCUUAUUUGGGGGAAGUUUAUUUCAAAACCUUUUCUAUGAAGCCUUAGCUUUAACAUCAGCAACGUUUGCUUCUGCUAUCUACAACCUCAUUCCUGCCAUCACCUUUAUCAUGGCCAUCUCAUGCGGAUUUGAAAGAUUAAAUUUGAGGGCAGCAGCUGGAAAAGCAAAGGUGUUAGGAACUGUAAUUGGAAUAGGUGGGGCAAUGAUGUUGAUAUUUCUGAAAGGGGUAGAAAUUGAUAUUUGGCCUUUUCAUAUAAACCUAUUGCAUCCACAUGAAGACAAAAAUAGACACGUGGCAGCAGCAGUAGAUUCAGAUUGUGGUAGUAAAUGGUUUGGUGUUGUGUGUGCUGUUGCAAGCUGCUUCUCUUUUGCUUUAUGGCUAAUAAUUCAGGCUAAGAUGAGCAAAGAAUACCCAAGCCAUUACUCAAGCACAGCAUUAAUGUCUACAAUGGGAGCAAUACAAGCCACUGCUUUUGGUGUUUCUGUUGAAAGAGAUUUCAGUCAAUGGAAGUUGGCUUGGAAUAUCAGGCUACUUGCUGUCGCUUACUCGGGAAUCGUUGCCUCUGGAUUAGUGGUGAUUGUGACUUCAUGGUGCAUCAAGAUGAGGGGCCCACUAUUUGCGUCUGUAUUCAACCCCCUAAUGCUCUUGUUUGUCACUCUUGUUGCUUCUCUCAUGUUGGAUGAAAAAUUAUAUUUAGGAAGUAUGAUUGGAGCAGUGUUGAUUGUGUGUGGAUUGUACAUGGUUCUUUGGGGAAAGAGUAAAGAGAUGAAAAAGAUUGCUCAAUUGAUGACAUCCAAAAUUGCUCAAGAAUCCGAAGAUGUACAAGUUGUUGUUAUGUCCACUACCGACGUUGAUAAAGAUUGUGAUGAUAAUUUGUCAAAAAGUGAGGAAAUUAAAAGUAUUGGGGAUCGAUAGAUACACAAAUAUUCUUCUAAUUACUAGUAUUGCAGAGCAUGCCCUGUAUUUAGUAUUUACAAUUUAGUUUUAAUUUUGUUCGUUGAUACUAGUAAUUAGUAAAGUAAAGGCUUUAUAAUAAUAGCAUGUACACGUAGUGAGUUACAAAACAAUUGAGGCCAAGCUGGUGUAGCAAAACUAGUGAUCCAUCACAGCUAAAAGCAACAAUGUGCUUCUCUAGCACUUAAACAACUCCCACUGCAAAAAUGUCGGAUUCGUUUCUUCCUCUCAAAAUGGGCCCUAUUCGCAUAAACCAACUUUAGAUUGGGCUUGACCCAUUAGGGCUAUCAAGUUAUCCAAAUUGUAGGGAGCCCAAACCACCUCUAUACCAAUCUCACAGUUACGCGCUUUUUACCGUAUUUUAGUUUACGAUGGCGUAAAAUACAGUAUCAAAUUAUAUCAAACUUUUGUAAAUUUCAUGUCAAACCUAAAAUGAGCUUAUAGCAAAUAAUAUAGGAGACUUGUGUACAAUUUUUUUUAUAAGCCUGAACUUAGACUUUUUAAUGG
Messenger RNA from Cicer arietinum (chickpea), 1775 nucleotides. The record is from RefSeq and is a predicted model, not a curated record. NCBI's taxonomy places the organism in Eukaryota, Viridiplantae, Streptophyta, Magnoliopsida, Fabales, Fabaceae.